This is a messenger RNA of Symbiodinium pilosum, 711 nucleotides long. The record is from the annotation of a GenBank genome assembly. NCBI's taxonomy places the organism in Eukaryota, Dinophyceae, Suessiales, Symbiodiniaceae.
AUGCACAUUGGCGCGGAGAGUCUGCAGGACACGCUGGAGUUGGCGGCGCAUGCGGCCAGCACCCCGGGUGUCAUUGGCAUUGUGUGCCAGACGCCCAUCUUCUUCAAGCCAAAUGUAGAAACUCUGCACGACUACUUGGCGGCCGUGGGCCGCGCAGCACCCGAGCUGCCUCUGUGGUACUGUCACUUCCCGGAUAAAUCCGGCGUUCUGAACGGGCAGGCACAUCUCCUUCUGAAGAUGAUACACGCUCGCCAGGAGAUCCCAAACUUCGCCGGCAUCAAGUUCACAGACAUCAACCUAAUGGAUUUUCAGCUCUGCAAGAUGGUGGGUGGAGGAAGGUACAACAUGCUCUUCGGCAGAGAUGAAGAGUACUUGUCAGCGGCUGUCCUGGGCGCGGACGCUCCGAUCAGCUCCACUCUGCAGUAUUCGCCCUGGCUGCGAGAAGUUUUCCGCUUGACCAAAGCUGGGCAGUUUGAAUCAGCCAGGGGUCCGCAGCAGGCUGUGGCACAGCUCUGCGGUCAUUUUUCGUCAUUUGAUGGUGCCACGAAUGUGCAGAAGAGCAUCAUGCAGACAGUGCUCCCGGUUGGCCCCUCGCGCCUACCCUUCCGUGACCUCAGCGAUGGUGAGCGAUCCACAUUGGAGGUAGACUUGCGAGCAGAGAAAUUACUUGAUGCCAAGUUCGCUGCAAGGUACAGCGAGGUACAAGUAUAG